UACCCCCCCCGCCCUCUUCCUCGCCACCGCCACCCUCCGCCACCGCGAACGAGGCAUGGCGAUUGAGAGACACGCCCUGCUUCUGCUCCUCAUAUGCCGCCUGCUCGCCACCGUCGGCCUCACCGUGGCACCGGCGGAGCCGCUCCUCCAGCUCUUCGACAGCGACGUCGUCCGCCUCGACCCCCCGGCGCUGGCGGCCGCCUCCUCCGACUUCGGGGCCCUCUUCACCGCCGCGCCGACGGCCGUAGCGCGGCCGCGCUCCGCCGAGGACGUCGCGGGCCUCAUCCGCUCGGCCCACGCGGCGGGGUCGUUCCCGGUCUCCGCCCGCGGCUGCGGCCACUCCACCCACGGCCAGGCCCUCGCGCCGGCCGGCCUCGUCGUCGAGAUGGCCCGCGGCCGCCUCCCCGGCCCCAGGCCGACUCCGGUCUACGCCGGUGGACAGCACUACGUGGACGUCUGGGGCGGCGACUCGUGGGCCGACGUGCUGAGUUGGACGCUAGGCCACGGCGGACUCGCGCCGAAGUCGUGGACGGACUACCUCCACCUGUCGGUCGGCGGCACCCUCUCCAACGCCGGCGUCAGCGGACAGGCCUUCCACCAUGGGCCCCAAAUCAGCAACGUCCUCCAGCUGGACGUCGUCACAGGGGAGGGAGAAGUGGUGACGUGCUCGAAUGAGGAAAACUCCGAGCUGUUCAACGCCGUGCUCGGUGGGCUGGGCCAAUUCGGGAUCAUCACAAGGGCACGCAUCGCGCUGGAGCGGGCUCCACAGAGGGCGAGGUGGAUUCGGGUGCUGUACUCCGACUUCGCGGCCUUCACGCGAGAUCAGGAGCGGCUCAUAGCGCUGAACGGCGAGAGAUUCGACUACGUGGAGGGGCUGGUGAUCGUCGACGAGGGCCUAAUCAACAACUGGAGGUCGUCCUUUUUCUCGCCCAAGAAUCCGGUCAAGGUCGGCUCCGUCGCCGGAGAACAACGCGUGCUCUACUGCUUGGAGAUGGCGAAAUACUACCACGAAGAAGACGGCGGCGAGGUUGACGGGGCGGUGGAGAGGCUUCUGCGGCGGCUGAGGUAUAUUCCGUCGACGGAAUUCACGACGGACCUCACGUACGUGGAGUUCCUGGGCCGGGUUCACCGGGCCGAGGAGAGGCUGCGGGGUAAGGGGCUGUGGGAGGUGCCGCACCCAUGGCUCAACCUCUUCGUGCCGGCGUCGCAGAUCGCCGACUUCGACGCCGGCGUCUUCCGGGGGAUCCUCGGCAACAACACUGGCGGCCCCGUCCUCAUCUACCCCAUGAACAAGAACAAGUGGGAUGAGAGGAGCUCUGCGGUGAUGCCUGAGGAGGAUGUGUUCUACUUGGUUGCCUUUCUCCGAUCGGCCUUACCGAACUCUGACGACCCAACCCAGAGCUUAGAACACCUAAAACAGCAGAACCGGGAGAUACUAGAAUUUUGCCACCGUGCCCACAUCAAGAUCAAGCAGUACCUUCCUCACUACAAGACUCAGGGAGAGUGGGUCGACCAUUUUGGUCCUAAAUGGAACCGGUUCGUGGCGCGCAAGGCUGAAUUCGACCCGAAGCACAUCUUGGGCUCAGGCCAUGGGAUCUUCCACCCCUCCUCAUCUCCCUCCUCCCUGUUCCAUUCAUGAGAAGGACCACCCAAAAGGAAGCAUCAGCUGCUAAUUGCUAUUCCAUACCUGCAAAUUGAUAGCACAGGGCAAGUUAGGCCAACCUAGGAGUGUCCUAAUCCUACCUAAUGAUUCAUAUAUUUUUUUGUAUGGUCGCGUCGAUAUGUACAUAUUACAUAACAAUAGCUUAGGCAUUGGAUAGUUUGUAUUUCCAUGAUAUGUCAGUCUUGGUAACCAAUGAGACAGAGCUGGGGCCAUGAUGAUGA
Molecule: messenger RNA, 1884 nt
Organism: Zingiber officinale
Lineage: Eukaryota; Viridiplantae; Streptophyta; Magnoliopsida; Zingiberales; Zingiberaceae
Product: cytokinin dehydrogenase 5-like
Exons: 4
Coding region: 56-1639 (527 amino acids)
Biological process (GO): cytokinin metabolic process
Molecular function (GO): cytokinin dehydrogenase activity; FAD binding
Source: RefSeq, a predicted model, not a curated record